CUGAGUGGAGGAAUUCACUCCAGCUGAAAAGCGCCACAUUCCGAACUUCCUCCGUGUCUUCUCGGUCAUUAAAACUCAGUUUACAGGAGACCGUGUCGAUACCAUGUCCACUGGGUCCGUUAGCGAUGCGGAAGAUCUUCAGGAAAUGGAAGUGCUGGGUACGGAGGAGGAAUGCGAUGCUUUAAAGAGGAAAUCUAACAAGGGAUUCUGCACGUCCAACGACAGCAACGAAGACAGCUCCAACAACGAACACGAAUCCCCCAAAAAGGGCAGGGGGGCUUCGGGAAAGAGGCGCAAGACGGGUUCCAAUAAAUCUCCUCUGAAUGGGGUGACCCAGGAAGGGAAACAGGUUCAACGUAACGCAGCAAACGCCAGGGAGAGGGCCAGGAUGAGAGUGCUGAGCAAAGCCUUCUCUCGGCUCAAAACCACCCUACCCUGGGUCCCCCCGGACACCAAACUCUCCAAACUCGACACCCUCCGGCUGGCAUCCAGCUACAUCGCCCAUCUGAGGCAGAUCCUAGCCAACGACAAGUAUGAGAACGGCUACAUUCAUCCAGUCAACCUGACAUGGCCGUUUAUGGUCGCAGGAAAGCCAGAGAGCGAGCUGAAAGAGGUUGUGAAUACAAGCCGUUUGUGCGGGACGACAGCGUCAUGACUAAAAGGGGGAAAAAAGUGAACAUAAAGUCGGAGGAAAAUCCAGAAACCAAAGAGAAAAACCACUAAACUGAGGAAGGAACGGUCGAAGCCCUAAGCGCAUCUCAGGCCGGGCUCAAUCACUGCCGAAUGUUACUACCCUCCUGGCGUAUCGACAUCAUCCCAUUGCUUUGCUGGUCAAAGUACGGAAGGGAUCUUUACGUCUCCAUUUAUAAUUGUGACCAGACUUUAAUAUUGUCGUGCAAGAUAUUGUAGGUACGUUGAAUUUCAGAGCUGACUUUGAUAGUCAUAUGCUGUGUAAGGAAGCAUCAUAUAAAAGAUAUAUAUAUAUUUUCUUUAUCCGCAAGUCUUUGCAAAUCUUGUAAAUAAAAGUUUGCUUUAUAU
Molecule: messenger RNA, 1038 nt
Organism: Pristis pectinata (smalltooth sawfish)
Lineage: Eukaryota; Metazoa; Chordata; Chondrichthyes; Rhinopristiformes; Pristidae
Gene: tcf21
Product: transcription factor 21
Exons: 2
Coding region: 104-655 (183 amino acids)
Biological process (GO): regulation of transcription by RNA polymerase II; developmental process
Molecular function (GO): protein dimerization activity; DNA-binding transcription factor activity, RNA polymerase II-specific; RNA polymerase II transcription regulatory region sequence-specific DNA binding
Source: RefSeq, a predicted model, not a curated record